GACAGAGCCGUUCAACCACGUGUGUUUCCGUGAGGUACGCUGGGCGCAGCCUCUGCUGUAGAUCUAUAAUAUUGCCUUUUUUGUUUUGUAAUUCUUUAUCACGAAGGGAAGGCCUUGGACCAAGGCUUUUGUCUGCAGAGCGGCAGAGACGCUGAGAUUGAAAACAUCGGCCUCGAGCGAAUGUGAUCAAUCGCCUGCGAAAUCAAGUGCUUUGCAUGGACGAGUCGUCCUCUCCGUCACCGGGCGGCGACGUCAACCAGCUUGGCGGCGCCUUCGUGAACGGCCGCCCGCUCCCCGCCGCGCUGCGCCUCCGCAUCGUCGAGAUGUCGCGCCGGGGCGCGCGUCCCUGCGACGUCUCGCGGGCCCUGCGCGUCUCGCACGGCUGCGUCUCCAAGAUCCUGGCGCGUUUCCGCGAGACGGGCUCCGUGCUGCCCGGAGCCAUCGGGGGCAGCAAGCCGCGCGUCGCCACGCCCGCCGUGGUGCGCCACGUCCGCGAGUGCAAGCGGCGCGAGCCGGCAGCCUUCGCCUGGGAGAUCCGUGACCGUCUCGUCGCUGACGGCGUCUGUGACAGGCUGAGCGUACCCUCGGUGAGCUCCAUCAGCCGGAUCCUGCGGAACAGGACGGAGGGCGGCGGAGGAUCGGCACCACCCCUGCCCCCACUCGGGGUCAAAGCCGAGACCCCCGCUGACCUCCCCGCGCACUUCACGUGGCCGUGCCCUCCACCGCCACCCAGGCUGCCCCUCGCUACCCCGGAGCCGGACGGGCCCCGCGGACUCAAGCCGCCCACCCCCUCGGCCCUGGGCAGCCCGCUGGUGUGGCACACACCGCACGGGGUCCGGGAGAGCCUGCACUUCGGCGCCGGUGAGAGCGGCGUGAGAGCCCUCCUCCCCUGUGCCGCAGGUGUUUCCGUGUGCGAGUCGGUGCCCUACCCUGGCAAGGUGGAGGACUGGGGCUGCGUGACUCGGCUCCCUUUCCCGAGCAUCGGUGCGCUCCUCGAUAAACCCUCCGCAGGGUUCGACAUCAAGUUCCCACAGAUGGGGGCAGCAGCUCUGAGUUCCUUCCCGCUGGGCUACGUGGGUCAGCACGAGAAUCCGCUGGCCACGUUCAUCGGCUGGGCGGACGUGAUUGGAGACUCGCAGCCGGCCGCCGGGGGCACGAGACCGCAGCCGACUCUCGACGGUGAGGAGGAGCCCCUCGACAAAGGCCUCCUCCCGGAAGAAGCAGAAAUCAAGAGGCUCAGUUCACAUCAUCACGCCAACCACAUCUACCCGGAGCCUUCGGCGUAGUCCAUCUCUUCUCUGUAGAGAGGGGGUGCGAAGGUGGUUUCUGUGUACUUCGGUAAUGGACACUCCCACCAACCCCCCCCCCCCCUCUCAAUCCCGGCAUCCAAAUGGAACAUUCCACAGCGAAGCUGGUAUUGCUGCCCCACGGUGCAGCGCGGAGGGGUUGCACCUAAAAGGUACAAAAAACUCGGGACGUAUCGCGGGAAGGUGUAGGAUGGGAAUAUCUCACAGUAGCAGAAGAGUGGGCCAUGUAAGGCGUCGUCUUGAGUGGCAUAGUCUGAGAAGUCCACAAUUUCCUGCUGAAAUGAAGCACUCAGUGGACGAUUAUUAUAAUGAAUAUGCUAGUUACACAACUGACAAUUUCCCCGGAGAGACGGAUAGAUCUGCCAGAGCAGGGACAGGUGGCAAGCCGAUAACGCACUCACCCACUCACGAGCUCACUCAUUCACCCACCCAAUUACCCACUCACUCUCUUAUCCACUCACCCACCCAUCCAGGUGCCAGUGAGAUUUUCACUCUGGAGAGGGGCGCCGUGAAAUGACAGGGCGAGCCAAUCGAUGUGGCACGGCCGAAAUCUUGUACGUACAAAGACAACAAAGCAACCCUCUGUAUAGACCUCACCAGGCUGUUGGGGCAAAUGCUGUUAGCGAGCACCUAUUAAGGCGUGCACGGCACACGAGGAGGUAGGGGGCAAACAGCCACGCCCGGUCACCUUCGUCUCCCCGGUUGCUGAUAUUUAUGGCUGAGUCGACCUAGGGGAGGCCCAGGGCUGGUUCAAAUAUUCGCCACUGUUGUUGGUUGUUCCCCGGGUUUGCAGCGCAGUUUCCCAUAAUCGUGGGCAGCAGUGGUGGUGAGCAAGUCAGUUUAAGACUCAGUGAGGCUUUCACGACCAAUAUGUCCGACAGCCAAUGAAGUAAGGUUUGUCACAGCAGCAAAACAUGCCAAUGAGUUACUACUUUAGCAACGUCGGUUGUGACAUUUUACAAGUCGAGUAGCGUGAAGAUUCGCUGGCGAUUGCAACAUCCGGCAUUCAUCAUCAAGCGAUGAGGCGCAUCGCCUGAUGGUGAGCAACAAUCAUGACAUCCCAAUCCUGGCAUCCAAAUCCUGGCAUCCCAAUCCUUGAAUCCCAAUCCUGGCAUCCCAAUCCUGGCAUCCCAAUCCUUGCAUCCAAAUCCUGGCAUCCAAAUCCUUGAAUCCCAAUCCUUGAAUCCCAAUCCUGGCAUCCAAAUCCUGGCAUCCAAAUCCUUGAAUCCCAAUCCUGGUAUCCCAAUCCUGGCAUCCCAAUCCAGGCAUCCCAAUCCUGCAAUCCCAUUCCUGGCACCAAUGCUGGCAUCCCAAUCCUGGCAUUAAAAUCCUGGCAUCUCAAUCCUGCAAUCCCAAUCCUGGCACUUCAAUCCAGGCAUCCCAAUCCUGCAAUCCCAAUCCUGCAAUCCCAAUCCUGGCAUCCCAAUCCUGCAAUCCCAAUCCUGGCAUCCCAAUCCAGGCAUCCCAAUCCUGCAAUCCCAAUCCUGCAAUCCCAAUCCUGGCAUCCCAAACCUGGCAUCCCAAAUCGUGGCAUCCCACGCCACCCUCCGGAGUCCAUGCAAAUCACCUUGUCCGCCUCCUCCUCUUCCUCCUCGCAAAGAGAGAAGGGGACAGGCGGCGCCACACGACGCCAAUAAAAACAAACAUCGCCUAGACGCCCACGCGAUUCUCAGGUAAAGUUGACGAGGAAGCGAGGAGGGUGGGGGGUGAGGGGGCAUGGGUUCGAGAAUUGUUUAUUAUUAGUAUCAUUAAUAUAAAGUUAAACUAUCGUUGUUAUUAUUUUUUUAACCAGGCAAAGCCUAUACACUUUGGUUCUUUCGGUAAAGUCACGUAGGUAUAAAAUAAAAUAAAUCACGACGUUUCGGGCAGACGAUGCUUUCCCACCUGAUGACGGACGCUUGUGUUGUGCCAGAAACGUCGUGAUUUAUUUUAUUUUAUACCCACGUGACUUUACCGAAAGAACCAAAGAGUAUGGAUUCCUUGCAGUCAGGUAAAGCCUACCGAGCUAUGUACAGUAGCUCUUUUUCAGAAGCGACUUGGCUAUCACAAAUGAUAGCUCAACGAAGUGGCUCGUCAUCGUGUGGACUUACUCUAUACGGGUGACGUCCAUUUUAAAUGAGGAGGGAAAAACUUGAGGACCCGGAGAACAAUCGACGCGACCACAGGGAAAGAUGACAUGCAGACUCCAAAUAUACAGCAGGCGUCAGGAUCGGGAUCGAACCCGCGUACUCCUGUAUACCUGGAAAGUGUGUUAACAUUUCGUCACCUCGGUUGAUGAUGACGAUAAUAGCAGCCAGCGCCUUGUCCAGAUAGACGUUUCUGGGCCCUGAUUGCCGUGGGCGGUUUGUGGAUGUGUCUGUGACAUGCUGAGUUCGUGCGGCAGGUUAGCGAUCAAAUUUCGAUUUAAAGCUUUCGUGACUGCAGGGAUUCAUCUUCUUGGUUCUUUCGGUAAAGUCACGUAGAAGGGAAGUAAUAAAAUAAUAAAAAUAAAACAUAUGUCACGUAGAAGGGAAGUAAUAAAAUAAUUAAAAUAAAAGAUGUUUUAGUUUUUAAAUAAUAAUUAAAAAUAAAACAUAUGUUUAUUUUUAAAUAAAACAUAUGUUUUAUUUUUUAUUAUUUUAUUACUUCCCUUCUACGUGACUUUACCGAAAGAACCAAGAAGAGGUUAGCGAUCCAUGAUACGAAUCCGGCAACCCGAGUUCGAUUCCCGUACACCGCCACCAAUACCCAUGAAGAUUAUCUGCACCAGUCCUGGGCCUCCCCUAGGCCGACUCAGCCUCAAAUUAGUACCUGCUGCGGUGUGUAAACAUCGCCACUGGGGAGACAAAGGCGGUCGUGCGUGGUGCUCGCCAUCGUGUGCGGGCCUUCAUAGAUGCUCGCUAACAGCACUUGCCCCAAAAGUAUGUUGAGACUAUAAGGGGGAUCUUUGUAUUUGCCUUGACAUGUUUAGUUAAGUUCCUAUAUUUCAGAUUGAAGCACUUGUACGUUCUUGUUCAGCACAAAGUAUUUUCAUAUUAAAACAAAAACAA
Lethenteron reissneri (Far Eastern brook lamprey) is the source of this 4336-nucleotide messenger RNA. Its product is annotated as paired box protein Pax-1-like. Gene Ontology annotation, biological process: regulation of transcription by RNA polymerase II; anatomical structure development. NCBI's taxonomy places the organism in Eukaryota, Metazoa, Chordata, Hyperoartia, Petromyzontiformes, Petromyzontidae. Gene Ontology annotation, molecular function: DNA-binding transcription factor activity, RNA polymerase II-specific; RNA polymerase II cis-regulatory region sequence-specific DNA binding. The record is from RefSeq and is a predicted model, not a curated record.